AUGUCCACUACGGAAAGCCCCGACGCUCGUGAUCGAGUCAACCCGACGCUCGUGAUCAAGUCAUACGACAGCUAUGAGGCGGGCGUACAAAUUGCGCUUCACAAGGACACCGAGCUCAUGAAGAAGGUGGCGACAAUGGAAGAAUUCCUCAAGUGCAUCAGCGCUCAUCAGUACAAGGAGGCGCUCAAACUCGUCAACACGAUGCUCAAAUCCGCGGUCGCGGCGUCGCACGGCUUUGCGUGCAACACCGACAUCGUCCGCACUCUCGGUGACUACCAAACGCUUGUCGUCGACACGGACAUUGCCGCCGACGCGUUUCUGCGCGGGUGUAUGCAAGUGCUCAAGUCGUACAAGCUUGCAUUUGUCUUCCUUCUCAAGGGAAAUCUAGUUAAGACCAAGAAGAUGCUUCUCUCGACGUGCGAGGUCGCAGGCCGCAUGGAGGCAAUCGCGGGCAAGCUCGCGGAAAAGGCCGAGAAGGCUAUGAAGGGCGCCCAGGCAAGUCUUGAAGAGACGAAGCGCGUCACCAGCAAGGAGAACAAAAAAAAGGAAGACAAGGAGCUGGCGCUUGAGCUGACGAAAAAUCUUGAAGCUCGCGCCAAGUGCUGUGAGGCUGAUGUCGCAGCCGCCAAGCUCGCAGUGGAAAAUGCCGAGAAAGAGCGUCGCAAGCAAGGAUUCGUCGAUACCACUGACACGACAUCUUCGUCGUUCUGGGGCUUCUUUUACACCGUGGUUUCGCGCCAAGGCGCACGCGACAUGCGGAAGCAUGUCGAGGCAAUCGAGAACGAAGCACGGGCCAGCUGCCGCAAAGCUCUCGAGAAACAGCACGAGGUCAACCAAGCUAUUAUCGACAUUGUCCGCAUGCUCGCGGACGAUCAGCCGUACGGUCGAGCUUUUGCCGCACUCGAGUUGACUGUCAAGGCUCUCGGCACGAUCAAGACGACUUUUGAGAAUGUGCGCGAAUUUUGGUCCAAGCUCAAGACCCGCUACGGUGAAAUCGCCGCGGACUCGAACCGUGACUACAUCGAUGAGGUCGCCGACCCAGAUACGAUCGCCGAGUGCUACGAUCUGAUGACAAGCUCCUGGCAUGAGUGGCUUGCGCUCACCAAGAUCAGCUACGACACCAUCCAAGGAAUGAAGGACGUCAAGACGGAAGCACAUGCCAUCAUGUCCGAUUUGCCCAACUCGGCGGAAGCGAGCGAGCGCCAUCAAGAUCUCGUCGAGGAUCUCGAAAAGGCCCUCAAGGAUUACGACGCGCUUAUCAAGGAGCAAAUCAAGCAGCAGCAGCAGUAA
Molecule: messenger RNA, 1290 nt
Organism: Saprolegnia diclina VS20
Lineage: Eukaryota; Oomycota; Saprolegniomycetes; Saprolegniales; Saprolegniaceae
Exons: 1
Coding region: 1-1290 (429 amino acids)
Source: RefSeq, a predicted model, not a curated record